CCUUCCGGCCGCGCGCGGCCCCUCAGCGCCGCCCGCCAUGUUCGCGGAGCUCAACGAGCUGCUCGGGGCCUCCCCGGAGCGCCCGGACGCGGGUAAGUUCACACUGCUGCGGGACACCCGGACAGAUGGCAGCUUCCUGGUGCACCACUUCCUCUCCUUCUACCUCCGAGCUGGCUGCAAGGUUUGUUUUGUGGCCCUGCUCCAGUCCUUCAGCCACUACAGCAUCGUGGCACAGAAGCUGGGAGUCAAUCUGGCAGCUGCCAAGGAGCAGGGACAGCUUGUCUUCCUGGAGGGCCUCAAGUCCUGCCUUGACCUCCUGUUUGGGGAGGAGCAGCAGCCUGGACAGCCCAGUCCUCUGCAGUUUGUGAGCGGGAGCAGCUGCGACCUGCGAGCCCUGUUUGACUUCGUGCGCCUGUCCCUGGCUCCCUGUGGCUCUGCUUCCUGGAAAGGGCCCGUGCUGCUGGUGGAUGACCUCAGUGUCCUGCUGAGCCUGGGGGCCACGCCCGUGGCCGUGCUGGACUUCAUCCACUACUGCCGAGUGUCCGUGUGCUGCCAGCUGCAGGGGAACGUCGUGGUGCUGGUUCACAGCAGCGAGGAUUCGGAAGAUGAGGAGAAUGAGCUGGUUGUGAACUCCCUGUGUCAUCACAGCGACCUCAUCCUGUGGGCACAGGGGCUGGCCACCGGCUUCUGCAAGGAUGUUCACGGGCAGAUUAAGAUAAUCAAGAGAUUGUCCUUGCGGCAGGCGGAGCAGGACCUGGUCCAGAUCUACCAGUACAAGAUCCAGGACAGGAACGUCACCUUUUUUGCCCCGGGGCUGUCGGCUGCAGUGCUGUGACACUGUGACACUGCCUGGGAAUGUCAGUCCUGGGACACUGCCUGGGAAUGUCAGACCCUGCCUCUGCAGAAGCACCAGCAGCACCUCUCAGGAGCAGGAGCAGGAGCAGCACAGCAAACUGACCCGGCAGGGAAGCUCAGACACUCCUGCAAGUGGUGCCAACGUGGGAUCAGCCUGCCUGGGGCCUGCUGCCUCCCUUUGUCCUCCCACCCCGUUCCCAACACACUCAGGCCAAGAAGAGGAGCGAGAACUUGCAGGAAUGGCCUUAGAGCAUGUAAAUGCAGGCAGGGGUGCCCCGCGGGCUGGGCGUGCCUUGCCGCGCCUUUUCCGGUGUGUUGGGCACAGCGAUGGCUGGCACUGCGGAGGGGCUCCCCUCCCUGCGCUGGCACGGAGCAGAUGACACAGCGGGUGGAGCAGGGAUGGUGUGGUGCAAUCCUCUCCUUGCCCGCAGCUCUGGCUGCCAGGGCUGUGCCCAGCUCCCAGCUCUCCGUGCAGCUGGGAAAUGCACAGCUCUCCGUGCAGCUGGG
Catharus ustulatus (Swainson's thrush) is the source of this 1362-nucleotide messenger RNA. RefSeq names its product elongator acetyltransferase complex subunit 6 (gene ELP6). The record is from RefSeq and is a predicted model, not a curated record. Gene Ontology annotation, biological process: tRNA wobble uridine modification. The coding region runs from base 38 to 835 and encodes 265 amino acids. Gene Ontology annotation, cellular component: elongator holoenzyme complex. Lineage: Eukaryota; Metazoa; Chordata; Aves; Passeriformes; Turdidae. The transcript is spliced from 7 exons.